AUGAACUUCCAAGCACCAUUUGAACAACCGUUAUUUGAUCAAGCUAUUAUUAGGGGCGAGACAGGAGAGUAUAUUGAAGAGGAUAGGACCAAGAAUGCUGGUGUUGCAUUUCAUAACCCGUUUGAUGUCAACUCGUACCCGAUUACUAAUCCUCCGAUAUUUGAUUCGACCAUGACAGUUCCGUAUACUACAGAUGGGGUUCCGCGUCGAAGAAGGAUCUCGAUAUCGAAUGGACAGAUAGGCCAGAUUGUGAGCCAUGAGGCGUACUUUGCUGAGGAUUCGUCGUUGGAUGUGCCACCAGAAUUUGAGAGCAGACCACAGACGUCGGUUAUUGAGCUGGUGGUUGAGCCGCCAGCAAUGCCCACCGAAAUUGCUGGGGUUCCGCCGCCAAACCAUCAGUUGAUCUACAAUAAUGAAGUCAUUUAUAAUCCUGAGAAUGGGCCUAUACCCGGUACAGCCGCAUGGAAGAAGGAGCGGUUAUUGGAGAGGAAUAGGAUAGCUGCGUCCAAGUGUAGACAGCGGAAGAAGCAGGAGCAAGUACAGCUCCAGAACAAUAUUGCCAAGAUGGAGAAAGAGUUGAAGAAGAAGGAUGCGAGGAUUGAUGAGUUGGAGUAUACAGUGGAAUUACUAAAAGCAAGUAUAAAAAGCUGUAUAGAAGAUGGCAACACCGAGAGGUUGAAACAGUUUAUUUAG
Messenger RNA from Candida dubliniensis CD36, 693 nucleotides. It is a transcript of the gene RCA1, whose product is annotated as Rca1p. Lineage: Eukaryota; Fungi; Ascomycota; Pichiomycetes; Serinales; Debaryomycetaceae. Gene Ontology annotation, biological process: regulation of transcription by RNA polymerase II. The transcript has a single exon. Gene Ontology annotation, molecular function: DNA-binding transcription factor activity, RNA polymerase II-specific; RNA polymerase II cis-regulatory region sequence-specific DNA binding. The record is from RefSeq and is a predicted model, not a curated record. The coding region runs from base 1 to 693 and encodes 230 amino acids.